This is a messenger RNA of Magallana angulata, 2846 nucleotides long. RefSeq names its product prostaglandin E2 receptor EP4 subtype-like. Gene Ontology annotation, biological process: positive regulation of cytosolic calcium ion concentration; inflammatory response; adenylate cyclase-activating G protein-coupled receptor signaling pathway. Gene Ontology annotation, cellular component: plasma membrane. The record is from RefSeq and is a predicted model, not a curated record. The transcript has 2 exons. Gene Ontology annotation, molecular function: G protein-coupled receptor activity. Lineage: Eukaryota; Metazoa; Mollusca; Bivalvia; Ostreida; Ostreidae. The coding region runs from base 27 to 1082 and encodes 351 amino acids.
GAAACUUGCCUCGAUCUUUAGCUAGAAUGGAUCAGAACACUGUAGUUUAUGCACCAACUGCCUCAAACAUUACCAAAGACACUGCAAAGUUGGAAUCAACCAUCCCACCCGUUCUACAGUUUCUGUUUGGGGUUACAGGUAAUAUAAUUGCCUUUAUUGUACUUUUCUCCUCUAGAAAGAAACAUAAGUGGAAGCCGUUUUACAGACUCGUCGCUGGGUUAGCUUUGACUGAUGGUGGAGGAAUUUUAUUAAUAUAUCCAACAGUUUUGGUUAGAUAUGCAUCAAAUUUCACCUACGAUUUUCCAAAACCUCUCUGUAACUACAGUUCCUUUAUGUUUAUAGUCCUGCUGACAUCGUCUGCGAUGAUAGUUUGCGCAAUGUCUUUCGAUCGUUUCAUGGCUAUUCUGUAUCCCUUACGCUACAAUAAUAUUAGAAAGAAAUAUCGAGCUAACAUCACAUUAGCACUGAUCUGGACUACUGCAGCCUUCGUUUCAAGCUUGCCACUGAUGGGUCUUGGGUCUAGCAUAUUAUACUAUCCGGGAUCCUGGUGCUUUUUGAACUUUGUUAGUACAUCUACCGUGGACAGGAUCAACUCUAUCAUUUACUCUUUGCUGGGACUGAUGAUUCUGUUUUCAACAAUUUUCUUUAAUGGAAGUGUGAUCUUCUCACUUUGCAAGAAUCAAAUCAAAAACAAGGUUUCUCCGAAAACAAGAAAGCGAAGCGACAUCUUCAAUGCCAUAUUCUUGCUUGUAUUAGUUUCAGUCUUUGCAGCUUGUUGGACUCCACUUAUGGUUGUCAUUUUUGGAAAUGCCACCAAAUUGAUUAUUGAGGAUGAUUCCGUUGACCUUCUAGCAGUUCGACUAAGCAUCUCAAAUUCCGUCGUGGACCCUUGGAUUUACAUCUUACUCAGGAGGGAACAUUUAAUUGCAAUCAAACGGAAAUUUGAAAAUACGUUUGGUAAAAUCAUUUUUGCGGCUAACAGUAGGCAUGAUGCCAUACCAUCAACAGAUGCCCGUCAAAAAAGUUUGGAAAAUACCAUGUCGUCAGGCAAAACACUUUCUACGGACAAUUUAAGCAAGUAAAAAAGGGUUCAUUCAUUUAAGGUACAUAAAUUCCAUUUUGUAACGUUUUCAAAGCACAUGUGUACAAAUGAGUGAACAUGUUUUUUAUUUUACUUUUGGUUGCAAAAAAUAUACAUCUUAAGGAAUAAUGUUAAUGUUCAGCUUUAUAUGAAUACUGGUAUAAUAUGUCCAAACAAUUUUGUACAUAAAUAUAAUUAUGUCAUUUUUGUAUUAUUGAAGGAAUAAGAAAUCAUUCUUUGAGUAUUAUAAGGUGAUAAUUUCGGUUGGGGCGUGAUCAAAUCCAAUAAAUCCCGAAGGGCUUUAUGAUAGAUUAGACCACGCUCCGACCGAACUCAUGAUCAUCACUUCAUUAUAUUCAAAUAACGAUUUCUUAUUAUUUAUACUUAUAUUAUUUCCAAUAUGUACACUUUAAAGGUGUAUGUGGCGUAUUUGGAGUAAACUUUUUGACGUGAGUUUGAGUAAAAAUAUACAUCAUACUUCUUAUUAUUAGACGUUUCACAAAUUCUAGGCCAUUUAAACACGUUCUUUCUUUAGUUUUUUGCCUCUAAACUUGCUACACGUCUGAUGAAUAUUAAUGUGAUCCGCCAUAUGUAACACAAUUGCGCAUGAGUGCGGGAAAACCCAAUAUUGAAAACAUAACGGAUGAACAGUUUAUUUACAAAUUAGAAUCGCGUUUUUCAUGUCUUAAAUUAGAUAAUUCUUAUAUCAGAUGAUAUCCGAAGCUUUAUUAUUCCGUUAUAUAUUAAUGUAGACCGAUAUAAAUUGCUAAUUAUGUGUAAUAAAGAUGAAAUAUGAUUUUAGCAUCAACGACACGGUAAAACGAGUGAAUACACCCUCUCCCUGAGGGAUGCAUGUACUGAGAGUGUUUAUUCAUUCUUUAUUCAAAAAUUCCUCUAAACGAAAAUUCACUUGUGGUUGAUAACUUAUAAAUUUAAGACAUGGAACACAUGGAGCACGUACGAACCUGACAAGCAAAACCCGGCUUACAACUUCAAGAUAAAGACUUAAGUUUAAUUCGGCUUUAAUUCCUAUUCCAUCAAUCUACAUGGUCAAGGAUGACAAUCUUUCCUAUCCUUGUUAGUUUGUCUCUUUUUUGCAAACUUAACGGUAUACAUGUACCUAUCUUUCUCGUCGUCGUCAUUUUUGUUGUGAUAGACUGAGCGGGGUAUCACGUGACCGAUUUAAGGAGGGUUUAUUCAAUUGCUACAUUUUUGUCGACUACACAAUAAUUUUAAAAAUUAUUUAUUAACUUCAAUAUCUUUUUAACCCGAUUGGUAUAAACUGCGUAAUUUAUUGUGAAGAUUUAUCUUUAUAUAACACAUUUAAAUAAAUAAGUCAAUCAAAUAUUUCUUAGCAUGAAAAAAUACGCCACAUAUAAUGUCCUUUAAAACAACAAUAAUUUAAAAAUACCUUUUUUUUUUAUGUAGCACAUGCUAUGUAUUACUACGCGGCGCAGCCAAAAACAUUUCUAGGUUAUGAUAUGAGACACACUCAUUUUGUAUCACUCAUGUUUUAUGAAAGUUAUUGAGUUUAGGGGUUCAAAAUUGAUUCGUAAUGUUUUCACAGACAAAGACAGUUGAAAAUGUAAAUAUUUACGUUUUAAUACUCACAUUUAUCACAUUGUUCGAUUUCAGUUUUUUGAUGUUAACAGACGUUACUGCGUUUAUUAAUCUCUAAAAAAUAAAGCAAUACUUCUUUAGCCUGUGUAAUAAUGUGCUACAUUUUCUUCAUGCUUUAUGUGUUAUGCAAUUUAUAUCUGUAAUC